This is a messenger RNA of Strongylus vulgaris, 336 nucleotides long. The record is from the annotation of a GenBank genome assembly. Lineage: Eukaryota; Metazoa; Nematoda; Chromadorea; Rhabditida; Strongylidae.
AUGACUGGCGACGUGAAGCACUGGGAAUCUGAGGCACUCUCCCUCAGGAGAAUAGCCUUUUUUGGUGUGGCCCUUUCCACCGCAGCCACUCUCAUCUGCAUCAUCUCUGUGCCGAUGCUUUACAACUACAUGCAACACAUGCAGUCGAUCAUGCAGAACGAAGUCGACUUUUGUAAAUCCCGCUCAGGAAAUAUCUGGAGAGAAGUUCUCACCCAGGCCUCCACUAGAACGCGUCGUCAAGCUGGUGGUGGUUGCUGCGGUUGCGGCAUUUCUCCUUCAGGACCACCUGGACCUCCUGGACAAGAUGGAGAGCCAGGAGCUGACGGACAGCCAGGA